Molecule: messenger RNA, 637 nt
Organism: Habropoda laboriosa
Lineage: Eukaryota; Metazoa; Arthropoda; Insecta; Hymenoptera; Apidae
Gene: RpL14
Product: 60S ribosomal protein L14
Exons: 4
Coding region: 188-637 (149 amino acids)
Biological process (GO): translation; ribosomal large subunit biogenesis
Cellular component (GO): ribosome; cytosolic large ribosomal subunit
Molecular function (GO): structural constituent of ribosome; RNA binding
Source: RefSeq, a predicted model, not a curated record
UGCAGCGCAGUUUUAAGUUUAACCAUGUACUACGUAUAAUUUACAGUAUUGAUGCAAAAGUUAUUACCUUGAUAGGGAAACUUUCCUUAUUUUUUACGAAUUUUAAUUAAGUUUAUACAUUCAUAAAAAUGUUUAAAAAAUGUAAAAUAUUUGAUAUAACCUUGCACUUACCUAAGUUUUCAACCACAUGCCGUUCCAAAGGUUCGUAGAAACUGGCCGCAUCGCUUAUGCCUGCGAUGGUCCACAUCAGGGUAAACUUGUUGCUAUUGUAGACAUCAUCGACCAAAAUAGGGUUUUGGUCGAUGGCCCUGCUUCAAAUGUUUCGCGCUGUGCAAUGAGGUUAAAUGAUCUUCAUUUAACAAAGUUCCGUAUACGUUUUCCGUUCACUGGAUCUACUCGCGUUGUACGUAAAGCAUGGGAAGCUGCAAAAAUCAAUGAUCUUUGGAAAGAAACUAUAUGGGCCAAAAAAGUUGAAGCUAAAAAGAAACGUUUGCAGCUCAGUGAUUUCGACCGAUUUAAGUUAAGAAGAGCAAAGCGAAUUCGCAAUAAAUUAAGGACAGAUGUAUUUUACAGAUUAAAAAAGAAGGCUAAGAAAACAAAGGCUGCAGGUGCAAAUAAAAAAGUGGAAAAGAAGUGA